AUGGCGUACUCAGGAAGAUCAAUACCAUCGCAAGUAAGGGCGCCAAGCAUGGCACCCGGAGGCAGCCAGCAAUCAUCCGCCCUCGCAGCGCGCAUUGAGGAGAAGCGUGCCGAACUCGCUCACCUCCAGGACCUCCGCGAUUUAAGCGGCGAAGUUGCCUCACAGAUGGAGCAACUUGAGCAGAAGCUCUCUACGUUAUCGGAUGGAACUGAAGCGAUUGCUACCGUGGUUGGCAACUGGCAUAAUGUGCUACGCGCCAUCAACAUGGCCUCCUCAAAAUUAGCUCCCGAAGCCGAAGGCAACCAGCCAGAGUCUGAUGUGCCGCUUCCUCAGACUCUGGUACGCAUCCCGACAGAACAUGCGCCAGCACUACAAGCCCAAACCGAGAAUUUAGAAGCUGCCGAAGGCGAAGACGAAACAAUGGGUACCGCCAGCUGA
Molecule: messenger RNA, 438 nt
Organism: [Torrubiella] hemipterigena
Lineage: Eukaryota; Fungi; Ascomycota; Sordariomycetes; Hypocreales; Clavicipitaceae
Source: the annotation of a GenBank genome assembly